UCACACAACAAACAAUGGAGCUAUCUUCCAAGCUUUCAUCUUCUCUCUUCUUCUUCAUUCUCUUUGCCCUCACGGCCUCUGCUCAAAAUUCACCACAAGACUAUGUGAAUGCCCACAACGCAGCAAGAUCACAAGUGGGUGUUCCAAACAUAGUUUGGAACUAUACAGUCGCUUCCUAUGCACAGAACUAUGCUAACCAACGCAAGGCUGACUGCCAGCUGGUGCACUCCGAUGGUAACGGCGGCAAGUAUGGUGAGAACCUUGCAUGGAGCUCUGGAGACCUAAGCGGCACAGAUGCCGUGAAGCUGUGGGUGGACGAGAAGGCGUACUAUCACUAUGACAGCAACACAUGUGAUCCAGGGAAGGUUUGUGGACACUAUACUCAGGUGGUGUGGAAGAAUUCGGCUAGUGUUGGGUGUGGUAAAGUGAGGUGUAACAAUGGAGGGACUUUCAUUGGCUGCAACUAUUAUCCUCCUGGCAACUACCGUGGACAAAGACCUUAUUGAUGAUCAAUGAAAGGAAGUUGAUGAUGAUCUCGUUUGUCUUGUUAAUUUGCAUUAAUUAUGAAUAAUGAGAGUAUGCAUGGGAAAGGAAUAAUAUGUAUUGUCUUAUGGUUUGAUGAAAAAUAAGAAUAAAUAAAAUAAAGUACGUAUUUUCU
Messenger RNA from Prosopis cineraria, 658 nucleotides. Its product is annotated as pathogenesis-related protein 1-like. The transcript has a single exon. The record is from RefSeq and is a predicted model, not a curated record. Gene Ontology annotation, cellular component: extracellular region. NCBI's taxonomy places the organism in Eukaryota, Viridiplantae, Streptophyta, Magnoliopsida, Fabales, Fabaceae. The coding region runs from base 15 to 506 and encodes 163 amino acids.